CUUGUGCUUACACUCACUUUGACCUUCCUGUGCCAGCCCAAGUCCCACGACGCAGGGCAUCAAACCUUUGGGACUGACGGACAUACCUUUGAAGAUACUAUGGCCUUCGGAUUGACUAUCGGAACACCGCGUGCAACGGCUCUUCAGAACUCGAUCCAAGAUGAACUAAUGAGGCGGGGCUACAGUCAGGAUGCAGACCAGGUCAUGGCGGAAUACAUCACGAUCAUGAUCAUUAACAACAAGACCUCAGAACAAAUCAACUCGGAGUUGUUAGACUUGAUAGGACCAGAUUUAGAAUCGGACUUCGUUGAGUGGCUGUUCGCCGAAGCCGCUAAAGGAGCCCCAGAGUCUGUUGCACCCCCCACCGCUGAAUCACCAACAUCGGUGCAAACGCCCACUGGCGAAUCGGCUCCAUUCGUCGUCGGCGCCAACGAAGGCGGGCGGCGUGCUGUUGGAAAGCCGCGACCCAGUGCACCUCUGUACCAGCAAGCACUAAAUCAAGCCUUCCCCGCCUCCGCCGGGCAAAAGCGCCCUAUGUCCGCACGAUCUCCCUCCCCGGUUCACUUGAACAAGGCGCGGCGUAUGGACCUUCCCACUGGUCCACGCGCGAUGUUCCGGGAUGGACAGGGCGCGGUUCACGGCGGAGGAGGGGGUUCGCGGAGCCUGCUAGAGCGGGUGGGCCCGCCGCGCAAUGGACCUAACUCGCGCGCACAGGACGACGUUCAGAUGCGCAUCGACAACAUCACAGCGAGCUCGCCUGACGCAAAUAUGAUGAUGAUGGGUGGUUUCCCGAUGGCCGGAAUGGACAUGGGCCAGAUGAACGUCACGACGCCUGUGAUGCUCCAGGAGAUGAUGAUGGGCCAGAUGGCGCUGAUGACACAGAUGGCGAGCGCGAUGGGCAUGAUGGGCCAGGGGCAGUACGCGGGCGGUGGUGGGUUCCCGAUGCAGCAGCAAGGCAUGGGCAACGAUAUGGGCUUUGGCGAAAUGCAAGGGCACCAUAUGAAUGAGGGCAUGGCAGGCAGAGGGCGCGGAAGAGGACGGGGAGGCAUGAGAGGCACUGGUCGAGGGAGGGGAGGGGCGCCAGGGCUGCAGGCAGUGUCUCAGCCGACAGAUGUCCCAAUGGAUGGCGUGCAGCCAGCUCCGGCACAGAUAAUCAGCCCCGCGCUAUCUAUGCCUAUACCGACGCCGGCAGCGGCGUUUCCCGCGACAGCUACAGGCACUCCAGCGAUAUACAAUCUUGCGGCUCAAGUGCAUCCUGCCUUCGUCCCACCGGAACGACCACAAUCUCCUACACUCUGCAAGUACGGAGUCAAAUGCACCAAUCCACUCUGUCGGUACUCGCAUCCUUCACCCGUUGCGACUGUCGACAGCGGCGUCGUGACCAGCAAGGAGGCAUGUCAGGAGGGCAAGUAUUGCAAGGACCCGCAUUGCACAAAGAUGCACGUCAGCCCUGCUGUACUCAAAUCCAGUGCCGAACAACUACGGCCAAGUAAAUUCACCUUCGUCGCUCCUCCCGUCACCCAUGGGCAAUCGCAGAUGCCUUGCCGAUAUGGGGCCUCCUGCACGCGUCCAGACUGUAUCUUUCAGCAUCCUGGCCGUCCCCCCCAUCAUGUGCCUCCUUCUUCCACUCCUUGUCGGUAUGGAGCUGCGUGCACGCGCGAAUCAUGUCCCUACCAGCAUCCCAAGGGCCGGGCAGCGUUGCCAUCGACAUUCCACCGUGGGUUGACACCGACGGGACCGAUGGUUAAUGUAUCCACGUCUGGGACAAGAUCAUUUGGCACGCAGGGUUUCAACAAGAGUGUAACUUUCAAUAAGCCUGAUUCCGCGGCAAUCGAAAAGCGCCUGAAAAAGAUGGAGGAGGAGAAGAGCCAGGCAGAGAAGGCGAUCGCGCAGGCGGAGGCCGCCGCCGCAGAAAAGAAAGACGAGGCGAUGGCCGUCGGCGCAUGAAAUGACGCUGCGUCAUCGCUUCGAUGUCUCCGUAUCAAAUGUCUUGAAACGUGCGGAUCAUGCUAACUGUAGAUAGUUGUACUCUCAGUGCUCUGAAUCGUGUGUUUGCUCCUAGUCACGUCGUUUUUCUACUACUUGCGUAUCUAUCCACAGGCAUACGAAGGGGGCAAUGAAAUGUAUAAUAUGCGGCUGUCUGUGCAGACACGACAGCCGGCCCCCCUUCGAUGUGGACUUGCUUCCGCCAGCGUUGUAACAUAUGACGGAGCGUUGGCCCCGUCGAUCCCUAGGUAAGCGGCGACAUCGGAUCAAGGACUCUGAUUUGUCAAAGCGGG
Messenger RNA from Laetiporus sulphureus 93-53, 2279 nucleotides. RefSeq lists its product as uncharacterized. Gene Ontology annotation, cellular component: nucleus; cytoplasm. Bases 100 to 1947 code for a protein of 615 amino acids. The transcript has 7 exons. Lineage: Eukaryota; Fungi; Basidiomycota; Agaricomycetes; Polyporales; Laetiporaceae. Gene Ontology annotation, biological process: regulation of mRNA stability. Gene Ontology annotation, molecular function: poly(A) binding. The record is from RefSeq and is a predicted model, not a curated record.